Messenger RNA from Neurospora hispaniola, 1361 nucleotides. RefSeq lists its product as uncharacterized. The record is from RefSeq and is a predicted model, not a curated record. The coding region runs from base 177 to 1322 and encodes 381 amino acids. The transcript has 2 exons. NCBI's taxonomy places the organism in Eukaryota, Fungi, Ascomycota, Sordariomycetes, Sordariales, Sordariaceae.
CUACUCUCUGCCCCAAGAUUACGAACACCAACCGGCCUCCUUCAUACAUAUCUCAAUGUAAAAACUCGCUCCUGCGUCCCCUUUCAAUACAUUCUUCGUUCCAUCGCAACUCGUCUUUCUGACUCGAGAAUAGCAUCACGCACCAACGCAAACACCUGACUUCGAAAUCAGCAACCAUGCCUUCCAAGUCGAGGAAGAAGGAAAAGCAAAUGGCAAAGCAGACCCAAAAGCAAGAGGGAGUGAAAACCCUUCAACAGAAACAGCAGGAAACUACCCCGGCUGCUCCUGCCCCUACCUGCUCAUCCCCCUCCUCCCCAGCAACGCAGCCAAUCGACCCCACACAAUUGGAUCGUCGCCAAUUCCACAAAACCGCCCUGCUUCAAAUCAAGAAACUCUACACUGGGGUUAACAGCGCAGACACAACCCAAGCCCUCCUCUCCUUCCUCAACUCCCUCGCUCGCUUCCCCGAUACUCUCCCCUGCUGCCACGGCGGCGAGCACAGCAGCAGUUACCGCCACAUCUGGCCUCACAGUCCCCUAGAGGACAUGCGUGCAGAAGGCGAAGAAGUCAAGUACUGGAUCCACUACCUCGACUUGAUCAAGCAGUGGGAGUUGAGAAGGCGGGAGGCGCAGUCGUGGAUGAAGUACUAUGAUGCGAUUUUGGGGAGGAUAAUGGAGAUGCAGAGGGGGGAAGAGGUGGUGGAUGGGCGGGUGCAAGAGGAGGAGCGGAAGCGGGAGGAGAAAUCUGCGGGUGAUAUUUAUCUUGAUCCGGAGAUCGAGCAGGGGGUCAUUAACAACAUGGCUCUGGCUGACCCUGAUGAUCCAGACCGAAAGCUCACAAAGGAGUGUAACAAGGGAGCUGAAGGCUCACAGCCGAACAACGAAGCGCAGGACCCCGAAGAGAAGCCGGACGUCAGACUCAGCCUCGACAUCUGCCGCUACUUGUUUAAGCAACUGGUCCCUCCCGAUCUCGAUGAAGAGAAGCACGAAUUGUCGGCCGAACCUUGCCGGCUGGCUUUCAAUCAGAUCAUCAUGACCAACGCCGACGCCAGGCAAUUGACCAAGAACUGCAUCGAGGGGAUCGAAGGGUUGCUGGAUGAACUUCAAUCCGAAGCCGAAGCCCUGCGGGUGGGUUGGACCGUGGAAGAUGCGGUUGAGGAUAGUGUGUGUGAGGAUGAGGAUGAAGACCACCAUGCCACCAGCUACGACUGGAUGAAGGACCUGAUGUCAGCGGGCAAAAUCGGAGGUGAGGAUGGAGAGAUUCCUGUCGGGCUCUCCGAGUAUUGGAGGUAUUCCAAGGCUUAUUUUCAUCUUUACCUGUAAGCUAGUGGCUUACGAGGAUGGUAUGGUGCACAAUAAGUG